Molecule: messenger RNA, 1794 nt
Organism: Durusdinium trenchii
Lineage: Eukaryota; Dinophyceae; Suessiales; Symbiodiniaceae
Source: the annotation of a GenBank genome assembly
AUGGAGUUUCACCUUCGUGUGCCGCCGGAGAGGUGGUGCAUCACGAAAGCCGAGUUUUUCGCCUUCAUCGCAGAUGUGCGCGAGAUUUGGGAGCGCGAGAGGGGCACCUUACCAGGCGCAUACUUUCGCUUGAGCCCUGCCUCAACGGCAACAACCAUCCGUUCUCGAAUGAGAACUUUGACUGGUUUGGCCGAGGAGGUAGAUGGGCCAAACUUGUACCAAGUGAAUGACCACUAUGUGAAGCCCCUGACACUGGCUGCUGGGGGAAUGAGCUACGCACUGAUGAAGCAUCCUGAAGGACUAUUGUGCCAAGUCUUCAUCUCUCAUGCCUGGGCAGAAGGUAUUUUCGAGCUAGGUGAUCAGGUCAAACGAGCGUGGCCGCGGCUUCAACUUUUGCGCAAUCUGUAUUGCUGCUUGCUGGCCAACCCACAGAAUCUUGACAUGAGAACCUGGCUGAACGUACCCCCCGAGCAAAGCCCCUUUGCUCGGGCAAUGCAAAGCGCUUCCCAUGUAUUGAUCAUCCCAAACAGCACUGUUAGCAUAUACACGAGAUUGUGGUGUGUAUACGAAGCGUAUUUGGGAACUCGCUACGAAAAGACGUGCAUCAUGCCAACCCGGCCGAAAAGUUCUGCGCAGUGCCUGCUGGUCGUUUGGAGCAUACUUCUUCCCUUGAUUCUAGGAGCAGCUUUGGGUCUUAUUUUGGUGCUGAUCCCAAUCAAUCAAGAAGUGUUGUGGAAAGUUUGCCUCGCAACAUUCGUGUGUUGCUUUUUGCUGACGGUUCUUACCUUUGCUGUGUCAGUGGCUCUCCAAGUGUGCAAGCGGCGCUGCAAGCGCCUCGUACAUCAGAAUUUGAACUUGCUCCGAUUUUUCCACAUGACCGUCCUUUGGUUGCUCUCCUCGAUCAUCCUUCCAUGGGUGAAGAUGCCGGGCCCCUACUACACGCCUUCAAAGUUUGACCACUACUUUGUGAUGAUUGGAACGUGGCUUUUUAACCUUUUGCGGGUGGCACAGCUGAAUGAAGAACUCUUGGAGGAUCGGGAACUGGCGCGGCAGGCCACCAACUUGAAUUUUGUCUCGCUGGUUGAUGCCACCUGCACAAACUCGGUUGAUGAAGCGCGAAUCCGACAAUCCAUUUCUGGAUUUGAGAGAGAUGUUGAGCUUGCAAUUCAUAUUUUGAUGAAGGCGGGUGCUUAUGACCACAGCCUCCGCAAGGCGUUUGAAUCCGGUGCAAAUAUACGUGGUUUGGGUACCACUGACCUCGUGGUGAAGACUGGAGUUGCCACCUUGCUGUGGCUCCUGUGUGGGGCCCAUUGCAUCGCGGUGUUCAUUUUGCAUGACGACCGGGGAUGCUUCGAAGACAUGCCUCGUGCCACCUUGGAAGGGCACAUUUCCGUCAUCAUUUGCUUCGUUGUUGCGGGGCUUGUCCCGAUCAUGUCAUUCGUGGCUGAAAGAAGUGGUCCGGAACGUGGUGUAUUUGCUGCUAAUGUUUGGAUAAUGGCGGCCACGUUUGCUUUGGGAAUCCCAGCGCUCUGUGAGAUUGGAGAUUGGCUUGCCCGAGAUCAUUUCAUUUGGCUCUUCGAAACGAAUGAUCAACACAAGUACUGUCCUGGAGCAUUCGUGCAAUUCAUGCUGAUAUGGUUCCCUACAAUCACCGCUACGUUUGCAUUUGGCUUUUCGCUGCUGGGGCAAGAGUUCUGGCUUCAUUUGCAUUUCUGUCCGCAUGAUGAGCCGGAGACAUCGGACCAAUCCAACCGCUCGGAAUCAGACUCAGAAAGUGUAGACGCGAGUGAUUAA